This is a messenger RNA of Arabidopsis thaliana (thale cress), 2175 nucleotides long. RefSeq names its product gamete-expressed 3 (gene GEX3). Lineage: Eukaryota; Viridiplantae; Streptophyta; Magnoliopsida; Brassicales; Brassicaceae. The record is from RefSeq and is marked reviewed. Bases 180 to 2105 code for a protein of 641 amino acids. The transcript is spliced from 8 exons. Gene Ontology annotation, cellular component: plasma membrane.
CUCUUUCUAAUGUUUUCGUCGAUCUCAAGUUACAGAGAUUGAUAAACCCUAAGUACUACUUUCGACCUUAUUAUGAUUAGUCUGGAUCUAAUCGUAUCUAACUACUGCGUCGAAUUGAUCUCGUUAUGAUGAAGAAACCCUAAUCUCGUUGGCACACCUCUCUGCAAAAAUCUGCGACAAUGGUGGCUUUUAGAUUCGUUUAUAUCCCCUUACCCUUCUUCUUCUUCUUCUUCUUCUUCUUCGUCUUCUUCUCCGGAGUCUCUCAAUUACAAGACCAAACUGCGACUAAGAAAUCUGUUCGAAUCCUCUCGAAGAUACUCAUUGGCGAUGACGGCAGAGUCUACGCUUGCUCAGACAACGACUUCUUCUCCUUCGAGUCUAACGGAUCAAUCGCUUGGUCGGUACACAUGAAUUUCAAAUGUAACACCGAUUUUGCCCCGGUUUACUCUGGUUUCAACCAGAUGCUUCUUCUUGCAGAAAAUCGUAUCCUGAGAGUCAUUUUUCCAAGAAACGGAACCAAAUCUGAACCGGAAUUGUUCUUCGAUCCUGGUGAAACGAUUCUCGGUUUCGCGGUUAGCGUAUCGAGUUCUUCCGUGUACAUCACGGUUAAGAAUCACGGUCUCUACGCUUAUAAUAUGUUUCGGCAGCAACUCUGGAUUGCAGAGCCUAAAAUCGAACGAUUCGGGUACCGACUAGGUUGUCGAAAAGAUUUUGAUAAUUGUACAUUCAAUUCUCGACCAGUGAUUGAUUCUUGCGAAGGAAGCAUCUAUAUUUCAAACAAUGAAGGAGAACUCUACUCGUUAUCUCUCCGUGGCACUUACUACCAAUGGAUUCAAGAUUUUAGUCUAGUGGAUCGAUUCUUCACUGUUACACCGGGGAAUAACGGUCUAGUCUACGUCGUUUUUCCUAUCAAAUCACUCGUUUUCGCAUUAGAUUCGUUUUCCGGCGACAUUCUAUGGCAAAAAACCAUUGGUCCAUUGGCAGAAACUUCUGCUUCAGACCCUGUCAUAGACUCAAACAGUUGGGCAUCGAUUGGUUCACUAGAUGGGACAUUGUACUCGUUCUCAAGAACAGGGGACCUUUAUAAGAUACCUAAAAAUGCAGAAACAGAUUCAGUGAUCCAAAUAGAGCCAUUACUCGAUUGUUCGGGCUAUGCGGUUUAUGUUUCUCAGACUAAAUUCGAAGGAAUGAUCGAUCGUGUCAUUGAGGAUUACACUUAUGUGUCGGCCAAGAAACCAGAAACAGCGGUGUUUUCACUUGUAGUCCCAGAGACAAGAUCUAUCUACUGGUCUCAGAGUUAUUCUGAUCAAAUUCCGGGUUUGUUAUUAGACGAAGAUCUACAACAUUUUGUGUUGGACGAGAGGAUUGCUCUUGCGUUUGUUGCAGCCUCUAGUUCUGGAAAUCCAUUUCGAUGUCGUUCUAAACACGAAAAGCUGUCAUCUAGUUGUUCAUUUGCAGAACCAGAGCAUCUUGAUAUCUACAUUGGGAACGAAAGAGCGAUCAUUUGGUUUUUACUGUUCGAGUUUGUGAUUAUGGUCCUCUUUGCGGCUCUUGUGAGGUUCUGUUUUAUAUUCUGGAAGAAAAAGAAGCUUCAAGAUCGUCCCUUCAGUACUUUCUUGGACAAGCGACGUUUGCUACACAGGAAGAGUAGAGAAAUUGAUAAAACGAUAACGAGACUUCAAAACGAAUCAACGGCCAAUGAAUCCGCGGUUGAUAAAAUCGGUGAUUUGAUUCAAAAGAGGGAAAACGUGAAAAGGAAACUCUCGUCGACCUAUAGUCUUGGGAGAGACAUAGAUGAGUCCAAGUCUAAGUUAAAAGAUUAUGUUCUUCCCUUGUACGGAGGAAGUUCUAGAAGCUUCUCUUACCGAAAUAGGGAAAAUGAGAGUAUUACGAUUUUUCAAACACCAAGCGAUGAGUCAUCCUCAGAAGAGAGCUAUAGGGACGAACAUUAUGAUGAUGUAGCUGAUGAUGAACAUGAUGAAGAUGACUUGGACCGUAAGCAAAAGGGAAAGUUGCUUGCUCAUUCAGAGGGUUCUUCCAAUGAUGGUGAUGGUAUUGCAAGCAGUAGAAGAAGCAUAUAUUUGAAGCAUAUCUUUGACGACUAAUUAAGGGAUUGAAAAUUUGUAUUGUGUAUAUUUGUAGUUAUAUCUUUAACAAAAAAAUAUUUAUAGCUGU